AUGGGCCAAUCCUUUUCAGAGAUGUUUCCUCCGAAGACCAAAUGGCUCCCGGACCAGAUACCGGACCAGACUGGAAAGGUCGCUAUUGUCACCGGCGGUAAUACCGGUCUCGGCUUCGCUACAUGUCGCCAUUUGCUCGAACACAAUACCCGUGUCUACCUCGCUGCACGCUCUCCCGCCAAAGCGGAGGAAGCCAUUCAGCACUUGAAAGACCUCACAAAGAAGGAAGACAUACAUUUCCUACAACUUGAUCUGGCCGAUCUGCCUAGUGUGAAGAAGGCGGCAGAUGAGUUCAAGGCGAAGGAAAAGAGGCUCGAUAUGUUGUUCAACUCCGGGGGGGUGAUGAUCCCCCCUAAAUCGAUGCUGACUGCACAAGGGUAUGACUUGCAAUUCGGCACCAACACAAUAGGCCACGGUGUGUUCACGUUUUUCCUCCUUCCGGUCCUGCUCGAGACCGCCAAGGAGACGGGCGACGUCCGUGUCGUAAACACCAGCUCUAACGGGCACGCUUUCGCACCCAAGGGGGGCAUUGCCUGGGAUCAGGUUAAGGAUGGACUGGCUAGGGAAAAGGCGUGGAACGAUUGGACAUCAUAUGGGAUGUCUAAGUUCGGCAAUGUCCUCUUUUCCAAAGAGCUCGCGAGGCGCUACGCCGACCAGGGGAUCGUCAGCACAUCCCUGAACCCAGGUGCGAUCCGUACGGAUCUGCAAAGGCAUCUGAAGAGCAAGCGUAUCCAGGCAUGGAUUAUCGACAAGUUGCUAUAUCCUCUGGAGCCUUAUGGGCCAUUGACCCAACUGUACGCAGGCACAGCACCAGAAGCGAAGUCCUUGAGCGGAAAGUACCUCAUCCCUUGGGCGAGAGUGGGUGUCGCAAGACCAGACACAGGCGACGUAGAGCAAGCGAAAGAACUUUGGGCGCUCAUUGAGGAAGAGGCUGGGAAGCUGUAG
This is a messenger RNA of Dacryopinax primogenitus, 945 nucleotides long. RefSeq names its product NADP-binding protein. The coding region runs from base 1 to 945 and encodes 314 amino acids. Lineage: Eukaryota; Fungi; Basidiomycota; Dacrymycetes; Dacrymycetales; Dacrymycetaceae. The transcript has 8 exons. The record is from RefSeq and is a predicted model, not a curated record.